Manihot esculenta (cassava) is the source of this 1859-nucleotide messenger RNA. Its product is annotated as equilibrative nucleotide transporter 8. Gene Ontology annotation, molecular function: nucleoside transmembrane transporter activity. Gene Ontology annotation, biological process: nucleoside transmembrane transport. Bases 511 to 1713 code for a protein of 400 amino acids. The record is from RefSeq and is a predicted model, not a curated record. Gene Ontology annotation, cellular component: plasma membrane. The transcript has 2 exons. NCBI's taxonomy places the organism in Eukaryota, Viridiplantae, Streptophyta, Magnoliopsida, Malpighiales, Euphorbiaceae.
CUUGACACUCAAGAAAAGACCUGUGACCUGACUUAAAAUGGGCCAAAAAUAAUUGUUAAUACUCCUAGUCAUAAUUUGAUACUAGCUAGUAAUAGUUCUAAAUCAGAUUCUAGGCUGAAACUGGACAGUGCCAGGCAAGCUUGCCCAUGUGUUUCAGUACACAAAAAGGUACUUCUAACACAGCCCACCCAUUGUUGUCCCCACACUGCAAAAAAUUUCUACAUGCAUUAACUUCAUUGAUUCCAUAAUCAACCCAUCAAUCAAAUCUAUGAACGCCAACCAGUACUGUGAACUACCCCUACUAGCUCAGGUUAGCUAGUCAAGUUGAACUAAUGUUUGUGGGUAACUAAGCAUAUGUUUCAAAAACUUGAGUCAGCUGCUAGGCAGAAGUUGCUCUACAAGCUUAGCUUCUUUAUUUAUGCCUUUUCUAAUCAACAGGACACAUCAUAAUGUUCGAUUGCUGCUUAUAUUAAUAAGCUUAAAUUCCAAACCUGACUGUUGGAAAAUCAGAUGCCUGCACCUUCAACAAUGGAAAAAAUGGAAGGUGAGAAAGGACUUGGAGAUCAACCUGAGCGGAGAGACUCCUACAAGAUUGCUUAUAUAAUCCAUUUUUUGCUUGGUGCUGGUAAUUUGCUUCCUUGGAAUGCUUUCAUAACAGCUGUGGAUUACUUUGGCAAACUCUAUCCAACCAAGCACGUUGAGAAGGUCUUUUCUGUUGCUUACAUGACUUCUUCGGUUGUAGUUCUAUUUUUAGUCAUGAGUAGGGGUGGUUGGUGCAAGAAGCUCACUUACAGGUUCAGAAUGAACUUGGGAUUUUCCAUGUUUUUUCUCUCUUCAAUGGUGCCUCCAACAAUAGAUUGGCUUGGGAGACCAAACGGAGCCUAUAGUGUGACAGUCACAUCGGUGGUGGUUUGUGGUUUAGCUGAUGGUUUGAUAGGAGGAAGUCUGAUAGGAUCGGCAGGAAAGCUUCCCAAAGAGUACAUGCAAGCUGUUUUUGCUGGAACAGCCUCUUCAGGGGUUCUUGUCUCCCUCUUGAGGAUUAUAACAAAGGCAUCACUACCGCAGACUCCGCAAGGUCUUCGAACAAGUGCCCACUUCUAUUUUAUAGUCAGCACAAUUAUUCUGAUGUGCUGCACGCUCAGCUGCAAUUUCUUGUACAAAUUACCAGUUAUGGAACAGCAUUUAUCGCUUCUUCCAAAUGAUGAUUCGCUGAAUUCAAGGCCAACAUUUUGGGCUGUAGCAAGAAAAAUCCGAUGGCCAGCUUUCGGGAUUCUAAUCAUUUAUGUUGUUACUCUUUCGAUUUUCCCUGGAUUCAUAGCUGAAAGUCUUGCAUCCAAGUUGCUAGGGGAUUGGUAUCCAGUUCUCCUGAUAACGGUGUACAAUGUUUCGGACUUCGUAGGAAAAUCUUUAACUGCAAUAUAUGUUCUAAAGAGCAUCAAGAAGGCAACAUGGGCUUGCAUUCUCAGGCUUGUCUUCUACCCACUCUUUGCAGCAUGCCUUGAUGGACCCAAAUGGCUGAGAACUGAAAUACCUGUGAUGUUACUGACCUUCUUGCUUGGAGCAAGUAAUGGCUAUCUGACAAGUGUCAUCAUGAUCCUUGCUCCUAAGUCUGUUCCACUUUUAGAAGCUGAGUUAUCUGCAAUUGUGCUGGUUGUGUUCUUAGGACUUGGGUUAGUUGCUGGUUCAGUCCUUGGCUGGUUUUGGAUCGUAUGAUCCAUUUUGAGUCUCAGGUCACACGCUUGGUUUAUCCUGAAACAGCUAGAAAUCCGUAGUUAGAAAUUCAAUAACUGUGUUAACUAAAGCCUAUCUCCAGAUGAAGUAGAAGAAAUGAUUUAAAUGAAAAUUUGCAUUAUAUGAAA